This is a messenger RNA of Gekko japonicus, 13386 nucleotides long. It is a transcript of the gene DNAH17, whose product is annotated as dynein, axonemal, heavy chain 17. The coding region runs from base 1 to 13386 and encodes 4461 amino acids. The transcript has 80 exons. The record is from RefSeq and is a predicted model, not a curated record. Lineage: Eukaryota; Metazoa; Chordata; Lepidosauria; Squamata; Gekkonidae. Gene Ontology annotation, biological process: microtubule-based movement. Gene Ontology annotation, cellular component: dynein complex. Gene Ontology annotation, molecular function: dynein intermediate chain binding; ATP binding; dynein light intermediate chain binding.
AUGGCAACUGAUAAACGCCUGGACUUCAUAGAGAAGUGCUGUACUGUCUCUCUCCGUAUGAAACCUGACAAAUGGACCAAGUUUGCAACAAGCGAGGAUGUCCUUGCCAUGCUCAACGAGUUCUAUGAGAAGCCAGACCUGUUGGCACUGGUGAUCACCCUCAACCCUACUGGACAGCUAGUCCCUUGCAUUGGGUUUCCAUCAGUGCUGAAGAAUAAAGGGGUUUACUUUGUGAAGAAGAAACAUGAAAACAUAACUAAAGAUAAUUUCCAAGAUGCACUCUUAGUAGGAGAUCUCAGCCCUUCCCCUGUAGAGCAGAUGAUGGCUGUAGUGGAAGAGGUACUCUAUUCCUUGUUUAUGAAGAGUGAAAACCUAGGUGGGUGGCCUCAAGUGGUAGCUGAAGAUGUUAUAAGACAGGCUCACAGGCUAAAGAAUGAGAUGUUUGUGAUGGGAGGAAAGAUCAAAGGGAAAACACUGCUCCCUUUGCCAGAGCGCAUCGAAAUGUUAUACAGUGCAGCAGAUAUGUUUGACAGUCUUUCUGUAGCUGUGGACAGUACUUUAUUACAUUCUAUUGAAACAAUAAUCAUUGACUGGUCUCAUCAGAUCCGAGACAUCCUGAGCAAAGACUCAGCACAGCCUCUCUUAGAUGGUUUGAACCCAUUACCCAAAGUGGAGUUUGAUUUUUGGUACAGUCGGCAGGUUAACCUGCAGUGCAUAAAUGAUCAGCUGUAUGCCCCUCAAGUACAAAAGAUUGCUGAUAUUUUGGAGAGGGCAAAGAGCUGUUAUUGGCCAGCACUCAAGAAUGUUUUCAAGGAUGUAUCUGCAGGACUGAAGGAAGCCGAUGAUAUUAACUUGUACUUGCAGCCCCUAAAAGUUCUCUUAGAAGAAAUGGAACAAGUUGAAUACCCCCAGCUGCCCCCAUUCAUCAACAGUGUUAUGUACACCAUAUGCUUGAUCUGGGCCAACUCUGAAUACUACAAUACUCCAUCCCGGAUCAUUGUCAUUUUGCAGGAGAUCUGUAACCUCGUCAUUGAAAUGACACGUAACUUUCUAAGUCCUGAAGAGGUACUGAAAGGCUUACAAAGUGAGAUUGAAGAAGUACUGGGAGGGAUCAAGCUGGGAAUCUCUGUGAUAGAGAAACUCUACAAGACCUAUGACAUUUGCUGCUCAGAUAUGAUGCCCACAUUUUUUCAGGACAAGGAGCCCCAAUAUUGGGAGUUCCCUUCUACCCUUGUCUUUGCUAGAAUGAAUGCAUUUUUUCACAGACUAAAAACAGUAGAGGAACUGUAUGUUACUUCAAUUGAAUUUCUCAAACUGGAGAAAAUUGAGCUGGGUGGUGUGAGAGGCAAUAUUCUAGGAAGCCAGGUGGUUCAAAUUUAUGAAGAGGUCCUCGAAUUUAUCAAGGUGUUUGCUGAAUGUAAAUAUGAUCCUUUAGAUCCAGCAGAUGAGCAAUUUGUUGAAGAUUUUGCAGACUUCCAGAUCAAAAUUCAGGAUUUGGACAGACGGCUGGCCACCAUUUUCUAUCAAGGAUUUGUUGACUGCUCCGGCUUGGAGUCUGCUGUUAAGCAAGUACACAUGUUUGUCUCCUUGUUGGAACGACCACUGAUAAAGGCAGAUGCAGCUGCCCAUUACUCAACACUGCUGGAGAUGUUCAAUGUCGAAUUGGACAAUGCAAAGAUUUUGUAUGAUGUUCAAAUAGCCACUAAAAGCAAAGAUGGUGUGCCUCCCAUUAGCAAAAACAUGCCACCGGUUGCUGGGCAACUGAAGUGGGCUUUGGAAUUGCAGGAAAGAUUACAGAUUCCAUUUAAAGACUUGCAAGCGAUCGAUCAUCCUGUAGUGGCCAGUUCUGAAGCCAAGUUAAUAUAUGCCAAAUAUGAGGAGAUGAUCCGUUUGCUGAAAGGUUAUCGUGAGAAAAUUUAUGAAGAAUGGAUCAGCCGGGUUGACAGGGACUGUCAGUUCAACCUAGAGCAGGCACUGAUUCAAAGAGAUCCACAAACGAAAUACAUAAGCGUAAAUUUCAACAAAGAGCUUGUUGCUGUUCUCCGUGAAGUCAAAUACCUGAACUUCCAGCAACAGAAAGAAAUUCCAGAAAGCGCUGGAGGUCUCUUUUCUCAGAAUGAAACUUUCCGGAGAUUUGUGGACAACUUAGAUCUCAUUGUUGGGUGGUACAAUAAGAUUAAGCGAACAAUUUUGAAUGUAGAACUUCCACUGAUCAAAGAUGAGCUAGAAGAAAUUGAUAUUGGACUGCAAAAAGCAGAGACGAACCUGUUCUGGAGUACUGAAGGUGUUAUGGAGUACAUUCAAGAGAUGCGAAACAUCUUAUAUGAUUUGGAGACAAGAAUUCAGAAAACAAAAUUAAAUGUGGAGAAUAUUGAGCAGCUUAUGCAGGAAUGGUCGUCCAGUCCUUUGUUUGAAAGAAAAGACAAUAAGGAUACAGCUCUCCUUGAUCUGGAUGGAAAAGCUAACACCAUAAACAAACGCUAUGCAGCAAUCAGAGACGCUGGGCAGAAGAUCCAAGCAAUGGUUGAGGAAAAUGCAGAGUUGUUCAAGGCUGACAAGACAUCAGGAAUAUGGAAGAAUUAUGUAGAAUAUAUAGAUGAAAGAAUCUUAGAUGGAUAUUUUAAGUUUAUCCGCAAAUCACUGCAGUUUCUGCUCAGCAACAUGUCCGCUGAUGUACAUAUAGCUCCUUUAUUUGAAGUUCACAUGGAGUUGUAUAAAGAUGAUUUAAGGUACCGUCCAUCUCUAGAAGUAGGAGCAGAUCAAGGGUUUUUGGAAGUGGUGGAAAACUUGAUGAAUGAUAUCUAUGAUACAGCUACACUUAUUCCACGCCUGGCAAAAGGGAAACUCAGCUACAGGACUGACCUAGAGGACAUGGGAGAGUUGCUAGAAAUGCGAGAGGAAGUGAUAACCAUUGUGGUCAAUGCCAUGAAGCAAGGUGAAGAAUAUGAAGAUUCCUUUGAGAAAUAUGCAUACCUGUGGAUGGAUGAUCCACAUGAAUUCAUGCAACGCUUCCUCACCUUUGGCCAUGCACUGACAACUGAAGAGCUGGAGUCUCAUGCAGAGGAAUACUUGCCUCAUGUUGCACCCACACUAGAUCAGUUUCAACUACAGAUUGACACUUAUGAGAAGCUCUAUGAAGAUGUGUCCAAGUUUGAAAACACCAAAGUGUUUAAUGGUUGGCUGCAAAGCGACUGUCGUCCCUUUAAGCAAGCAUUGCUGAACAUCAUCAAGCGCUGGAGCCUAAUGUUCAAGCAGCACCUCAUCAACCAUGUCACUAACAGCCUUAAGGACCUUGCCACCUUCAUGAAAGAAGUGAAUGCAGGCUUGUCUAAACCUGUGAAAGAAGGUGACUAUGAUGGGCUGGUAGACAUAAUGGGACACUUGAUGAGGGUCAAGGACAGACAAAUAGCUACUGACAAUAUGUUUGAACCUCUAAAGCAAACCAUUGAGUUGUUAAAAGUUUAUGGAGAAGAAAUGCCUGAAGAGAUCCAUAUGCAGUUGCAUGAGUUGCCAGAACAGUGGAACAAUACCAAGAAGUUAUCAUUCCAGGUGAAACAGAAUGUGGCUCCUCUACAGGCAAAUGAAGUUACAAUCAUCCGAAAGAAAUGCCAACAGUUUGAGCUUAAACAACAUGACUUCAGGGAGAAAUUCCGAGAAGAUGCCCCCUUCACGUUUGUUGAUCCAGAACCAUAUAAAUCUCUAAAUAAGCAACAAAAAAUGGUCACUGCUAUGGAAAGAGAGAUGGAAGCCUUAUCCAAAUCUGCAGGCUUGUUUGAAGUAUCUGUCCCAGAUUACAAACAGCUGAAGGCAUGCCAUAAGGAAGUGCGUUUGCUCAAGGAGCUCUGGGAUAUGACUGUUUUGGUUAAUGAAAGCAUUAAUGAUUGGAAGACCACCAAGUGGAAAGAGAUUAAUGUUGAACAGAUGGAUCUUGAUUGCAAAAAGUUUGCUAAGGAUGUGAGAGGCUUGGACAAGGAAAUGAGACCAUGGGAUGCUUUUGUGGGACUUGAUAACACAGUUAAAAAUAUGAUCACGUCCCUCCGAGCUGUAAGUGAACUCCAAAAUCCAGCUAUUCGAGACAGACAUUGGAAAGAACUCAUGCAAGCCACCCAGGUAAACUUCACAAUGUCUGAUGAAACAACAUUAGCAGACCUACUUCAGCUAAAUCUUCAUAAAUUUGAAGAUGAGGUUCGCAGUAUUGUAGACAAGGCUGUAAAAGAGUCAGGAAUGGAGAAGGUGUUGAAAGCUCUUGAUAGUACCUGGUCAACUAUGCAAUUUGAACAUGAGCCCCACCAUAGAACUGGAACCAUGUUACUCAAGUCUGAUGAAGUACUGGUAGAAACCUUGGAAGAAAAUCAAGUGCAGCUUCAGACUCUGAUGACUUCUAAAUAUUUAGCACACUUCCUUCAGGAAGUCACUAGUUGGCAGCAAAAAUUAUCUACUGCUGACUCUGUGAUAAGCAUCUGGUUUGAAGUUCAGAGAACCUGGAGCCACUUGGAAAGUAUUUUCAUUGGCUCAGAAGACAUUCGGAAUCAGCUUCCUGAGGACUCUAAGCGCUUUGAUUCUAUUGACAAGGAUUUUAAGGAAUUAAUGGCUGAUGCAGUAAAAACUCCUAAUGUGGUUGAAGCAACAAAUAAACCAGGUCUCUAUGACAAGCUAGAAGCCUUGCAGAAAAGCUUAGCAAUUUGUGAAAAGGCUUUGGCUGAAUACCUGGAAACAAAGAGGCUGGCUUUCCCAAGAUUUUACUUUGUAUCCUCUGCUGAUCUUCUGGAUAUUUUGUCCAAUGGCAAUGACCCUGUUGAGGUGUCUCGUCAUUUGUCCAAGCUAUUCGAUAGUAUGGCCAAACUGAAAUUCAAAUUAGAUGCAAAUGAGACGCCUCUGAAGAUUGGUUUGGGAAUGUACAGCAAAGAAGAUGAGUAUGUUGAUUUUGACAAGGAAUGUGACUGUUCUGGACAGGUGGAAGUUUGGUUAAACCGCGUGCUAGAGAGAAUGCAAAGCACCUUACGCAAAGAAAUUUCAGAUGCUGUUGUGACUUAUGAGGAAAAACCAAGAGAGCAGUGGCUCUUUGAUUACCCAGCACAGAUUGCUUUAACAUGUACUCAAAUCUGGUGGACAACCGAGGUUGGCAUUGCCUUUUCAAGACUGGAGGAAGGUUAUGAAAAUGCAAUUAAGGAUUACAAUAAAAAGCAGAUUAACCAGUUAAAUACAUUGAUCACACUCCUCAUUGGGAACUUAACCCCAGGAGACCGAAUGAAGAUCAUGACAAUCUGUACCAUUGACGUCCAUGCUAGAGAUGUCAUUGCCAAAAUGAUUACAGCAAAGGUGGAAAGCUCCCAGGCCUUUACAUGGCAGUCCCAACUUAGACAUCGCUGGGAUGAUGAAAAGGGGCACUGUUACGCCAACAUUUGUGAUGCUCAGCUCCAGUAUUCCUACGAGUAUCUUGGCAACACUCCACGGCUAGUGAUCACACCACUCACCGACAGAUGCUAUAUCACUCUGACACAGUCCCUCCACUUGAUCAUGGGAGGAGCCCCCGCAGGCCCUGCUGGCACAGGAAAGACUGAGACCACCAAGGACCUGGGCAGGGCAGUUGGGAUCAUGGUGUAUGUUUUCAAUUGCUCGGAGCAAAUGGACUACAAGUCCUGUGGAAAUAUCUACAAAGGAUUGUCUCAGACAGGUGCAUGGGGAUGUUUUGAUGAAUUCAAUCGGAUUUCAGUGGAAGUCUUGUCAGUAAUUGCUGUACAGGUUAAAUGUGUUCAAGAUGCAAUUCGAGCCAAAAAGAAGACAUUCAACUUUCUUGGGGAGAUGAUCUCUCUCAUACCAACUGUCGGGAUGUUUAUUACUAUGAAUCCUGGAUAUGCAGGUCGUACUGAGCUGCCUGAAAAUCUUAAAGCGUUGUUCAGGCCUUGUGCAAUGGUAGUUCCUGAUUUUGAACUUAUCUGUGAAAUCAUGCUUGUGGCUGAAGGUUUCAUUGAUGCCAGGCUUCUAGCGAGGAAGUUUAUUACUCUCUAUACACUGUGUAAAGAGCUGCUUUCAAAACAGGAUCAUUAUGACUGGGGGUUGAGAGCUAUCAAGUCUGUGCUGGUGGUGGCUGGCUCACUGAAGAGAGGAGACCCAGGCCGAGCUGAAGACCAGGUCCUCAUGAGAGCUUUACGAGACUUCAACAUUCCCAAGAUUGUGACAGAUGAUUUACCUGUGUUUAUGGGACUCAUUGGAGACCUUUUCCCAGCACUAGAUGUGCCUAGGAAGCGUGACCUAAACUUUGAAAAGAUUAUCAAGCAGUCCAUUGUUGAGCUCAAGCUACAGCCUGAGGAGAGCUUUGUUCUGAAGGUGGUACAGCUUGAGGAGCUACUCCAAGUCCGACACUCAGUAUUUGUGAUUGGAAAUGCAGGCAGUGGCAAAUCCCAGGUGCUGAAAUCCCUAAAUAAAACAUACCAACUUAUGAAAAGAAAGCCUGUAGCUAUUGACCUUGAUCCAAAAGCUGUAACCUGCGAUGAGCUCUUUGGCAUCAUUAACCCAGCUACCAGAGAAUGGAAAGAUGGUUUGUUUUCAACAAUCAUGCGUGAUCUGGCUAAUAUAACUCAUCGUGGACCCAAAUGGAUUGUUCUGGAUGGAGAUAUAGACCCAAUGUGGAUUGAGUCUUUAAAUACUGUGAUGGAUGACAACAAGGUCCUCACCUUAGCGAGCAAUGAGCGAAUCCCAUUAAAUCCCACCAUGAGGCUGGUGUUUGAGAUCAGUCACCUAAGAACAGCAACACCAGCAACCGUGUCCAGAGCAGGAAUCCUGUACAUUAACCCUGCUGACCUUGGUUGGAAUCCAGUAGUAAACAGCUGGAUUGAACGUCGUGAAGUGCAAUCGGAAAAAGCCAACUUGAUGAUCCUGUUUGACAAAUACUUGCCAACAUGUUUGGACAAGCUGAAGUUUGGGUUCAAAAAGAUAACCCCUGUUCCUGAAGUUACUGUAGUGCAAACAAUUUUGUACCUAUUGGAGUGCCUCCUGACCCCAACCAAUACACCACCGGAUUCUUCCAAAGAGCUGUAUGAGCUCUAUUUUGUGUUUGCUUGCUUUUGGGCAUUUGGAGGAGCAAUGUUUCAAGACCAGCUUGUAGAUUACCGUGUGGAGUUCAGUAAGUGGUGGGUGAAUGAAUUUAAAACCAUCAAGUUUCCUUCUCAGGGAACUAUUUUUGACUAUUACAUUGACCCAGAGACCAAGAAAUUCAUGCCUUGGACAGAUAAAGUGCCACCAUUUGAGCUGGACCCAGAUGUCCCAUUGCAGGCCUCAAUGGUCCACACCACAGAAACAAUCCGGAUUCGCUAUUUUAUGGAUCUUCUAAUGGCCAAGAAAUGGCCUGUGAUGCUAGUUGGUAAUGCUGGUACUGGGAAAUCUGUGCUGAUGGUGGAUAAGCUGGAUACUCUAAAUAUGGAUGAUUACAUAGUGCAGUCUGUCCCCUUUAACUUCUACACAACAUCAGCAAUGCUUCAGGCUAUUCUUGAGAAGCCCCUGGAGAAGAAAUCAGGACGGAACUUUGGUCCCCCAGGCACUAAGAAGCUCAUUUACUUCAUAGAUGACAUGAACAUGCCAGAAGUAGACAAAUAUGGCACUGUGGCUCCUCAUACAUUGAUCCGGCAGCACAUGGAUCAUGGACACUGGUAUGACAGAACCAAGCUAACAUUAAAGGAUAUUCACAACUGCCAGUAUGUUGCCUGUAUGAACCCAACGGCUGGGUCUUUCACCAUUGACUCCAGACUCCAGCGACACUUUUGUGUCUUUGCUGUGAGUUUCCCAGGACAAGAAGCCCUUACAGCCAUCUACAGCACCAUCCUAGCUCAGCACUUGGCCCUCCGGAAUGUCCCAAUGGUGAUCCAGAAGAUGCAUUCUCAGCUUGUUUCAGCAGCUCUGGCCUUGCAUCAGAAAAUCACAUAUACCUUUCUUCCUACGGCCAUAAAGUUUCACUAUGUUUUCAACCUCCGGGACCUCUCUAACAUCUUCCAGGGACUGCUGUUCUCUACACAUGAGUGCCUCAGAGUGCCUGUAGACCUGGUCCGGCUAUGGCUGCACGAAGCUGAGAGAGUUUAUUGUGACAAACUUGUGGAAGAAAAAGAUCAAGAGAGCUUUGGCCGGGUCAUGAUGGCUACUUGCAAGAAAUUCUUUGAGGAUCUAGGUGACAAUGUGGUCUUUGCCAAGCCGAAUAUUUACUGCCACUUUGCUCAGGGCAUUGGGGAACCAAAGUAUUUACCUGUUGCCAACUGGCAAAUUCUGAAUAAGCUGCUUAAGGAAGCCCUGGACAGCUACAACGAGGUCAAUGCAGUAAUGAAUUUGGUGCUUUUUGAGGAUGCUGUAUCUCAUGUCUGCAGAAUCAAUCGCAUCUUAGAGUCUCCUAGAGGGAAUGCCUUGUUAGUGGGGGUAGGAGGCAGUGGCAAACAGAGUCUGUCCCGGUUAGCAGCCUAUAUCAGUUCCUUGGAUGUGUUUCAGAUCACACUGAAAAAAGGCUAUGGAAUUCCAGACCUCAAGGCUGACCUGGCUUCUCAGUACAUCAAAGCAGCUGUGAAGAACACCCCCACCGUAUUUCUCAUGACUGACUCACAGGUAGCUGAAGAGCAGUUCUUGGUAUUGAUCAAUGAUCUUUUGGCAUCUGGUGAAAUCCCAGGGCUAUUUCAGGAUGAUGAAGUGGAGAACAUCAUUGGCUCCAUGAGGCCUCAGGUGAAAUCGCUUGGCAUGCAAGAUACUAGGGAAAACUGCUGGAAGUUCUUCAUUGACAAAGUCCGAAAGCAACUUAAGGUUAUCCUGUGCUUUUCUCCUGUGGGUUCUACCCUACGUGUGCGGGCAAGGAAGUUCCCUGCUGUAGUGAACUGCACAGCUAUUGACUGGUUUCAUGAAUGGCCUGAAGAUGCAUUGGUGUCUGUCAGUGCAAGAUUCUUAGAGGAGACUGACGGAAUAGAGCUUGAAGUCAAGGUCUCCAUCAGCUUAUUUAUGUCAUAUGUCCACAAAACUGUCAAUGAAAUGUCCAAGGUUUACCUUGCUACUGAGAGGCGCUACAAUUAUACCACACCAAAGACCUUCCUUGAACAGAUCAAACUCUACCAGAACUUGCUUGCUAAGAAAAGAGCAGAGCUCAUUGCCAAGAUUGAGAGGCUGGAGAAUGGUUUAAUGAAACUCCAAAGUACUGCCUCACAGGUUGAUGACCUGAAGGCCAAACUUGCUGUUCAAGAGCUGGAGCUCAAGCAUAAGAAUGAAGAUGCUGACAAACUGAUCCAGGUGGUGGGGGUUGAAACAGAAAAAGUGAGCCGGGAGAAAGCAAUUGCUGAUGAAGAGGAGCUGAAAGUGCAAGUCAUUAAUAUAAAUGUAGCAGAAAAGCAAAGGGCUUGUGAAACUGACCUGGCCAAAGCUGAGCCAGCUCUGAUUGCUGCUCAGGAAGCAUUGGACACUCUCAAUAAGAACAACCUGACCGAACUGAAGUCUUUUGGAUCUCCCCCAGAAGCUGUUGUUAAUGUGACAGCAGCUGUAAUGAUCCUUACAGCUCCAGGUGGCAAGAUACCAAAGGACAGAAGCUGGAAAGCAGCCAAAGGCAUGAUGGGCAAGGUGGACACUUUCCUGGAUUCUCUGAAAAAAUAUGACAAGGAACACAUUCCAGAGACCUGCUUGAAAGCUUUUAAACCAUUUCAACAUGAUCCCACAUUUGAUCCAGAGUUUAUACUUUCUAAAUCUACAGCAGCAGCCGGUCUGUGUUCUUGGUGCCUAAACAUAGUUCGUUUCUAUGAAGUGUACUGUGAUGUGGCACCCAAGCGGCAAGCCUUGGAAGAGGCUAAUAAUGAAUUGGCUGAGGCCCAAGCAAAACUCACAAUGAUUAAGAACAAGAUUGCAGAUCUAAAUGCCAACUUGGCCAAUCUGACAGCUGAAUUUGAAAAGGCCACAGCAGAGAAAAUCAAGUGUCAGCAAGAGGCUGAUGCAACUAAUAGAGUCAUUUCAUUGGCUAACAGGCUGGUUGGUGGAUUAGCAUCCGAAAACGUGCGCUGGGCUGAGUCUGUGGAAAAUUUCCGCGAACAAGAAAAGACUCUGUGUGGGGAUGUGCUGCUGAUUACUGCAUUUGUUUCCUAUGUUGGCUACUUUACCAAGAAAUACAGGACAGAGCUACUUGACAAGUUCUGGGCUCCUUACUUACGUGAGCUAAAGGUACCAAUUCCAAUCACUCCUGGGCUGGAUCCUUUGAGUCUUCUGACAGAUGAUGCAGAUAUAGCAACAUGGAACAACCAAGGACUCCCCAGUGACCGCAUGUCAACAGAAAAUGCUACUAUACUGUGUAACACUGAACGCUGGCCGCUCAUUGUGGAUGCCCAGCUCCAAGGGAUCAAAUGGAUUAAGAACAAACAUGGAGCAGAACUGAAAGCCAUCCGGCUAGGGCAGAAAAAUUAUCUAGACAUUAUUGAACAAGCCAUUUCUGAUGGAGACACUCUGCUCAUUGAGAACAUUGGGGAGACUGUGGAGCCUGUGCUGGAUCCUUUGUUAGGUCGAAACACCAUCAAGAAGGGAAAGUACAUUAAGAUGGGAGACAAAGAAGUAGAAUACCAUCCCAAAUUCCGCCUCAUUCUGCACACCAAGUACUUCAACCCCCACUACAAACCAGAGAUGCAGGCUCAAUGCACAUUGAUCAACUUCCUAGUCACCAGGGAUGGACUGGAAGACCAGCUUUUGGCUGCUGUUGUGGCAAAGGAAAGACCUGACUUAGAGGAACUGAAGGCCACUCUUACAAAACAACAAAAUGAAUUUAAGAUCAUCCUGAAGGAGCUUGAGGAUUCCUUACUGGCCAGACUCUCUGCUGCAUCAGGGAACUUUCUGGGGGACACAGCCUUGGUAGAGAAUCUCGAGACAACCAAGCGCACAGCUAUGGAGAUAGAGGAAAAGGUGAAAGAAUCUAAGAUUACUGAAGUGCAAAUUAAUGAAGCUAGAGAGAACUACAGGCCAGCUGCAGAAAGGGCAUCCUUGUUAUAUUUCAUACUGAAUGACCUCAACAAAAUCAACCCCAUCUAUCAGUUCUCUCUAAAGGCAUUCAAUGUGGUUUUUGAGAAAGCCAUCCAACGUACUCUUCCGGCAGAUGAUGUAAAACAACGGGUGAUCAACCUGACAGACGAGAUCACAUAUUCUGUCUUUAUGUAUACAGCUCGGGGACUGUUUGAGAGAGACAAACUCAUAUUUUUAGCCCAGGUUGCUUUUCAGGUCUUGUUAGUGAAGAAAGAAAUUAAUCCAGUGGAACUGGACUUUCUCCUGCGCUUUCCUUUUAAAGCUGGAUUAGCCUCUCCAGUAGAUUUCUUAUUGAGUCAAGGAUGGGGUGGAAUUAAGGUCCUCUCUGAAAUGGAUGAAUUCAAGAACUUGGACAGUGAUAUUGAAGGUUCUGCUAAGCGGUGGAAAAAGUUCGUAGAGUCUGAGACUCCUGAGAAGGAAGUAUUCCCCAAGGAAUGGAAGAACAAGACAGCCCUGCAGAAGCUGUGUAUGAUGCGGUGCAUGAGGCCAGACCGCAUGACUUAUGCAGUCAAGAACUUUGUGGAGGAGAAGAUGGGGAGUAAAUUUGUGGAAGGACGAAGUGUUGAAUUCUCCAAGUCCUAUGACGAAAGCAGUCAAUCUACACCAAUAUUCUUUAUCCUCUCUCCAGGAGUCGAUCCACUAAAGGAUGUUGAAGCACUAGGUCAAAAGCUGGGCUUCACCAUAGACAACGGGAAAAUCCACAAUGUGUCCCUAGGACAAGGACAAGAGGUUGUGGCAGAAAAUGCUCUAGAUGUGGCUGCAGUAGAAGGGCAUUGGGUCAUUCUUCAGAACAUACAUCUGGUAGCCAAGUGGCUGAACACACUGGAUAAGAAAGUUGAACGCUACAGCACUGGCAGCCACGGCGAUUACCGAGUAUUCAUGAGCGCCGAGCCUGCUCCCAGCCCAGAGGCUCAUAUUAUCCCUCAGGGACUCCUGGAAAAUGCCAUUAAAAUCACCAAUGAGCCUCCAACAGGCAUGUAUGCUAAUUUACACAAAGCCCUGGAUCUCUUUACACAGGAUACGCUGGAAAUGUGCACCAAAGAAAUUGAAUUCAAGUGCAUUCUCUUUGCCCUCUGCUACUUUCAUGCAGUGGUGGCAGAACGGCGAAAAUUUGGAGCUCAAGGAUGGAACAGGUCUUACCCCUUUAACAAUGGAGAUCUCACCAUUUCUGUGAAUGUACUGUAUAAUUACCUGGAAGCCAAUGUGAGGGUUCCCUGGGAUGACUUGCGAUAUCUUUUUGGUGAGAUCAUGUACGGGGGGCAUAUCACUGAUGACUGGGAUCGCAGACUAUGCAGGACCUACCUGGUUGAAUACAUCCGUAUGGAAAUGUUAGAGGGAGAAAUGCUCCUGGCACCAGGAUUCCUCAUACCACCCAACUCUGACUACAAGGGAUAUCAUGAAUAUAUUGAUGAGAAUCUUCCACCAGAGAGUCCUUACCUGUAUGGGCUUCACCCUAAUGCCGAAAUCGGCUUCCUCACAGUCACCUCAGAGAAACUUUUCCGCACCGUGUUGGAAAUGCAACCUAAAGAGUCAGAUGCUGGAGGAGGGACUGGUGUGUCCAGAGAGGAAAAGGUAAAAUCUGUGCUAGAUGAAAUAAUGGAUCGGCUUCCAGAACCAUUCAAUAUGGUGGAAAUCAUGGCAAAGGCACAAGAGAAGACCCCAUAUGUGGUGGUUGCCUUCCAGGAAUGUGAACGCAUGAACAUCCUUACUAGUGAAAUUAGACGUUCUCUGAAGGAAUUAAACUUGGGGUUGAAGGGAGAGCUGACAAUCACGACAGACAUGGAAGAACUGUCAAAUGCCCUGUAUUAUGAUAACGUGCCUGACUCCUGGACAAACCGUGCCUAUCCAUCUUUGCUUGGCUUAGCAGCGUGGUAUGCGGAUCUACUGCUUCGAAUCAGGGAGCUGGAAGCCUGGACAACAGAUUUUGCCCUACCUACAACAGUGUGGCUAGCGGGUUUCUUUAAUCCGCAGUCUUUCCUUACAGCCAUUAUGCAGUCCAUGGCUAGGAAAAAUGAGUGGCCUCUUGACAGAAUGUGCCUUUCAGUGGAAGUUACCAAAAAGAAUCGAGAGGAUAUGACAGCUCCACCUCGAGAGGGCUCCUAUGUGCAUGGGCUCUUUAUGGAAGGUGCUCGCUGGGAUGUUCAGACUGGUGUUAUCAGCGAUGCACGGCUGAAAGAGCUGACACCUCCGACGCCCGUCAUCUUCAUCAAAGCCAUCCCUGUGGACCGCAUGGAUACCAAGAACAUGUACGAAUGUCCUGUGUACAAGACACGCAUGCGAGGCCCCACCUAUGUCUGGACCUUCAACCUGAAGACAAAAGAGAAGCCAGCUAAGUGGAUUCUUGCUGGGGUUGCUUUGCUGUUACAAGUUUAA